Molecule: messenger RNA, 992 nt
Organism: Drosophila grimshawi
Lineage: Eukaryota; Metazoa; Arthropoda; Insecta; Diptera; Drosophilidae
Gene: HLH54F
Product: T-cell acute lymphocytic leukemia protein 1 homolog
Exons: 3
Coding region: 103-855 (250 amino acids)
Biological process (GO): developmental process; regulation of transcription by RNA polymerase II
Molecular function (GO): RNA polymerase II transcription regulatory region sequence-specific DNA binding; DNA-binding transcription factor activity, RNA polymerase II-specific; protein dimerization activity
Source: RefSeq, a predicted model, not a curated record
UCUUAAAUAAUACGAAUAAUUUAGCAAAAAAGGCCUUUGUAGAGAAUUCUCUCUAGAAAACUACCGGUGAAAGUGCUCUAAAAAAUUCGAAAAGAUUAUCUAAUGCGACGCAAAAAGCGCGCCUCCAGCCCCCUGGAUCUCUAUGAUGAUGACUUCGAUGACGAUGCCAGUUCACAUAGUUCCCAGCCGCCGGUGCAAAGGAAUGCGGCCAAUGCCCGAGAGCGUAUGAGGAUGAGGGUCUUGUCCAGCGCCUAUGGACGUUUGAAAACCAAAUUGCCCAACAUUCCGCCGGACACAAAGCUGUCCAAGUUGGAUACAUUGCGUCUGGCAACGCUUUAUAUUAAGCAGCUAAUUAAUGCUGUGGAGACGAGCAGUGCCAGUGGCACUUCUACUACAAAUACCCAUCCUAAUCUCAAUUCUCCUGCUGAUAUGACAGAUGCGCUGGAUACGCGACAUUCAGGGACAGAUUACGGGACUGCCGUCGGCGGUAUUGCAUCGCCUUUUAAUUUUCACAAUUCUGGACAUCCCGGCAUGAGUUGGCCCUUUGAGUUUCAUCAACAUAUGCAACACGGCCACAGUCGCAACAGCAACUCCAGCCACACAUUCAGCUCUGCGCGCAUGGAUUGGCAAAGUUCUCAAGCGCAAUCCUACCCAAAGACGCCACGUCACGAACCACACAUGGCUACCGAGGUCAAUUAUACACAGCUGCAGGAUGCACACUGGUAUCCCAAUGAUAUGGGACUGCAGUUGGAGCAAACACGCAACGCUAAUGGCUGUUGUGCCUAUGAGUCGGCUGGCGUUGGACAGCAUCAGAGGGGCAUAGCGAUAUCCAGCAGUCAGACGCAUCGUCUUUAGUGCGAUCUUUGGUGCUUAAUUACAUAUAUCAGCUUUUACUCUAAUGAAAAUUGUAUUAAAAUCGUGAUUGUAUUCUAUGUUAUGUAAUGUACUAAGCCAAAGAUUAAUAAUAUGUUUAACUCUUACAUGAUUAGUUA